GCCGAUCUCUGGAAGGUCCUCGAAGAUCCAAAUCAUCCACUGAAUGCUGCCUGGCCGCUCUUCCUCGACCAGGAUAUAUACUUCCAAUACUACUGCAGCCAACUUAACAAGAUCAAAGCCUUCGCUUGCUUUCAGUAUAUCAUUGUUAAAGUUGAUAACUACGGAGAAGAGCAUAUUAUCGCCUGCGGACGUUCUGUUCCCUUCUUCUGGCCAGAACUAGCCAAAAUCGGGGGUAAAAUAGCCCUCGCCCACCACCCAAAGGUGCUGCAUACCCUUCCAGAUGAAGGUUAUGAUGCCAUCCUGUCCCGAGCGUUCGAACAAUACUUCGCCCGAGAAGGCCUUGUCCAAGCCCAAGCCCUAGAUAGGCCAACCCCAUUCAACGAUCCCGCCGCAGCUAGAAUAGAACAGCCUAACGCACUGUCCGCUAUUUCUAUCACUGUUUCUCCGGAAUACCGCUCUCAGGGCCUAGCAGAAGCUCUUAUCCUGGCUAUGAAAGAAGCAGCUAUCGAGCGAAACUUUGACGCUAUGGUAGUACCGCUACGGCCGACACGGAAAUCAGAGUUCCCAAUGACCAAUAUGACAGAUUACGUCUUAUGGCGGGCGACAACCCCAGAUCCCAACCUCCCGUUUGAUCCAUGGCUGCGGAAACAUGUUCGGUUGGGGGCUAAGGUGAUCAAGGUGGCGCGGAGAAGUAUGCGUGUGGAGGGCAGUGUGGAGGAGUGGCAGCAGUGGACGGGGGUCAAUAUCCCGCAGGCUGCGCAGGGUGGGUCUCUCAAACUGGAAGCAGAAUCGGGCAAGGCAUAUGUCGAAGUUGUGUUUCCAAGAGGCCUGGUACCCUUGCGGUAUUAUGUGGAUGAACAGCGCUGUGUCUAUAUCGAGCCGAAUGUCUGGCUCCAUCAUGCGCUACCGAGCUUCAAUAUACCCAUCUCGCUGGAUUCAUCGAUCGUAUAA
Molecule: messenger RNA, 951 nt
Organism: Aspergillus nomiae NRRL 13137
Lineage: Eukaryota; Fungi; Ascomycota; Eurotiomycetes; Eurotiales; Aspergillaceae
Exons: 1
Molecular function (GO): acyltransferase activity, transferring groups other than amino-acyl groups
Source: RefSeq, a predicted model, not a curated record